Alosa alosa (allis shad) is the source of this 1608-nucleotide messenger RNA. RefSeq names its product tripartite motif-containing protein 16-like protein. NCBI's taxonomy places the organism in Eukaryota, Metazoa, Chordata, Actinopteri, Clupeiformes, Clupeidae. Bases 1 to 1608 code for a protein of 535 amino acids. The transcript is spliced from 6 exons. Gene Ontology annotation, molecular function: protein binding; zinc ion binding. The record is from RefSeq and is a predicted model, not a curated record.
AUGAAUGGCAGUGUGAGUGAAGGAGACCAGUUGAAGACAGAUGAGGAGUUUGGUAACACUUGCAACUGUAAAAGAGCUAACGCUAACAGUGGUGACCAGUUAGACUGUAACGGUGGAGACUGUAAUGACCCUUACAAGACUCUGAACCAUGGUGCACAAGAGCAGAGCGCAGAGGACGUGCCGUGUGACUCCUGCAUCGAGAGCCCCCGGCGGGCAGUGAAGUCGUGCCUCACCUGUCUGGUGUCGUACUGCAAGGCGCACCUGCGGCCUCACCUGGAGAGCCGGCGCUUCCAGAGUCACCGGCUGGUGCCGCCGCAGAAGGACCUGGAGCUGCGCGGCUGCCCUGAGCACGGGCUGCCUUUGGAGCUGUACUGUUGCACCGAUGCCCGCUGCCUAUGCCACGCCUGCAGGGAGCAGGGCCACCGAGAACACCACACCCUGCCUGUGGGGGAGGCCCGCAGACUGACCCAGGCAGAGCUGCAGAGUAAGAGGAGAGAAAUUUUGAAAGCAGUCUCCACAGCAGAGGACGCCAUCACCAGUCUACAACACAACACCGCCUCAGCAGAGAGCUCAGUGAUGGGCCUGCAGAUGAUAUUGGAGCAGCAGUUCUCCCGUCUGCAUGGGGCGGUGGAGAAGGUCAGGGAGGAGGUGCGGGAGGUGCUGAAUGGGGAGCUGAAGCAGGUGGCGUGCCAGGCGGACGGCAUACAGGCACACCUGCACCUGAAGAUAUGCCAGCUGAAGAGGACCCUCGUCUUGGGGGAGAAGUUCAGCAACAGCAAAAAUGAUGUGGACUUCAUGCAGGAGUACUGUGAGUGGCUAAAGGACCCGGUGGACACUGAUUUACCUGAAGUUUAUAUCAGUCUGCCCGACCGGCUCAGCCCCUUCAGACAGACCAUCCUGGACACCACACAGGAGCUGUGUGAACAGCUGCUGGCCACCUACAGACACCAGCUCACUCACCUGUGCCAAAGAGGUGAGCGUGGCACGGCAUCUGGUCAGCCAUUCAGAACAAAUUGCACAUUUGCCCAAGAACCUGAGCCAGUGACUCACAGUGACUUCCUGAGAUAUGCGACCAGUCUAACGUUCAACAUCAACUCAGCGCACCAGUUCCUGCGGCUGACUGACGGGAAUACGCGGGUGACCAACACCACCCCCUGGCAGCACUGCUACCCGGAGCACCCCGAGCGUUUCGAGCACUGGCGUCAGGUCCUGGCAUGCGACAGCCUCUUCCUGGGCCGCCACUACUUCGAGGUGGAGCUGAGUGGCGAGGGAGCGUACGUGGGUCUCACCUACAAAAGCAUCAAGCGGAAGAGCGCUGACCACAGUGGCUGCAUCACCGGCAACACCUUCUCCUGGAGCCUGGGCCGACGCAGCCGCGGGCUCUCCUGCUGGCAUGCAGGCGAGGAGAUCUGCCUGCAGGGGGAGCCCUUGAGCCAAGUCGGGGUGUAUGUUGAUUAUCAGGCCGGUGUUGUAGCCUUCUACGAUGCGGCAGGGUCUAUGAUACAGUUGCAUAAAUACAGCGCACGGUUCUUGGAGCCGCUGUAUCCAGCCUUCUGGCUCUCAAAGAAGGAUGAUGUCAUUUGUCUCCCGAGCCUAGUUGAGAACUGA